Messenger RNA from Diabrotica virgifera virgifera (western corn rootworm), 936 nucleotides. It is a transcript of the gene mRpL21, whose product is annotated as 39S ribosomal protein L21, mitochondrial. The transcript has 2 exons. Gene Ontology annotation, cellular component: mitochondrial large ribosomal subunit; ribosome. Gene Ontology annotation, biological process: translation. The record is from RefSeq and is a predicted model, not a curated record. Gene Ontology annotation, molecular function: RNA binding; structural constituent of ribosome. Lineage: Eukaryota; Metazoa; Arthropoda; Insecta; Coleoptera; Chrysomelidae. Bases 300 to 902 code for a protein of 200 amino acids.
AAGUAAUUAUACUGUAGAUAUAGUUAGUUAGUGUUUGAACAUUAAUUUAGUAGUUAAUUUAAAAGUUAAAACGGGAUAAUACGUUAGUAGUGAAUUAGAAAUACUAAGGACUUUUCUAUUCAGGAGCUAUGAGCUUAAGCCCAGAUGUACCUCAGGUACGGCUCUUGAAUAUUCAAGUCUAUAUUCACGGAUCCUGGCCGGAUAGCCCUGGCAGCUAAGGCCAUUCAAAUGAAGAGAAGAAGAAGAAACAAAAAUAUAACCUAAAUUAUUUCAAUCUUUUUAUUCACAAAUUUUUGAAAAUGGCUCUAUUUUUGAAACGAGCCUGUUCUCAAGUUAUUAGAUUUUCACAGUUAACAAACAGGAAUAUAGUUUUUAAAAACAUACCCGCCGUAUCACUAGUUUCCUCCGUACAUUAUUCGAACAAACCAACUCCUUAUGAAGUAGUAAACAAAGAUGAGGAAAAAAGUGUUACAAAAGAAAUCAUAAGUAAAGUUAAUAAUUUAGUAACAAACAAAUCUCACGGAAGGCUCUUUGCAGUAGUUCACGUAGCUGGCAAGCAGUUCAAGAUAACGGAUGGAGAUGUUAUAGUGAUAGAAGGUUACUGGCCACCAGACGUUGGAGACAAAAUAACUCUAGACAAGGUAUUGUUAGCUGGAUCUGCCGAUUUUACCCUAAUAGGAAGACCGAUUGUAGAAAAAGGGUUAGUAAAAGUAGAAGCCACUGUUAUAGAAAAAACUUUAUCACACACUAAAACACAUUUCCGAAAGAAGAGGAGGAAACAGUAUAUGAGAAUUCACUUCUAUAGAAUUCCUCAGACCUAUUUAAGAAUUAAUCAGAUUAGUAUUGAAGAUGAAGUUAAUAACCCAAAAGAAGUUAGAGGCUUAGAAACUGCUGUAUUUUAAUUUUAUAUGUUGCAAUAAAGGAUAAUUUGUUUUA